Messenger RNA from Aspergillus terreus NIH2624, 900 nucleotides. RefSeq lists its product as uncharacterized. The transcript is spliced from 3 exons. The record is from RefSeq and is a predicted model, not a curated record. Lineage: Eukaryota; Fungi; Ascomycota; Eurotiomycetes; Eurotiales; Aspergillaceae. The coding region runs from base 1 to 900 and encodes 299 amino acids.
AUGUCCCAACCACCCUCAUCUUCUCCGCUGGAGAACAACAACAGCGCCCCGAUUCCCCGGGUCCAUUCCCCUGGACCCUUGGGCCUCCGUCACCGUGGCAUAACCCGCUCCGCAACUUCUGCUGAGGCUUCGACUCGUUUUCUCAACCAGCGACGCAAUUCCACCCUUUCAGAUACGGUAUCAGAGGCCCGGAACUCAAUUCGAUCUUCCACAGACGAUCUCUUCUUUCCCCGCGUAGUCAAGCGAGACGAUGCGAACUUACCAACUGAGGAGUCGCACUGGCAUUCCGCGCCGCUGGGCCUUGCGUUGUUACCCGCCAUUGCGGGAAUCUUUUUCCAGAACGGUAGCGCCGUAGUCACCGAUAUCACUUUAUUAGUGCUGGCAGCCAUCUUCUUGAACUGGUCGGUACGAUUGCCAUGGGACUGGUAUCGCUCUGCUCAGGCAACCCGCCAUCACACCAAGUUCUAUGAUGCUGCCGAGGUUCCGUUGGGUUUUGAUAUCGAAGACCGUAAAACAACACCAUCAAAAUCUCCAGAAGCGCAACACGAAGCAGCUCCAAAAAGAGAGCAGUCCACAUCCCACGCCGCCAAUGCAGCGAGCAAGGAGCUACAAAUCCACGAACUGGUGGCUCUCGCAUCGUGUUUCGUCUUUCCCGUCAUAGGAACGUGGCUUCUGCACACCAUCCGCUCCAAACUAUCGCGCCCCUCGGAGGGCCUGGUAUCAAACUAUAACCUGACCAUCUUCCUCCUGGCAUCCGAGAUUCGGCCCUUUUCCCACCUUUUGAAAAUGGUGCAGGCACGCACCCUGCAUCUACAACGUGUCGUUGCCUCGUCGUACGAGGACGAAAAGGAGAAGAUCGAUGCAAGCCACUGCGGAUAUUCGGAAAGCCUUCCAGCCUGA